Messenger RNA from Ostrinia furnacalis (Asian corn borer), 1605 nucleotides. It is a transcript of the gene Rae1, whose product is annotated as ribonucleic acid export 1. The record is from RefSeq and is a predicted model, not a curated record. NCBI's taxonomy places the organism in Eukaryota, Metazoa, Arthropoda, Insecta, Lepidoptera, Crambidae. Gene Ontology annotation, molecular function: protein binding. Bases 248 to 1300 code for a protein of 350 amino acids. The transcript is spliced from 8 exons.
CAUAACCUCAAAACUGACCAAAAUAUUUAAACAGUCAACAAAUAGCACAAACUAAAACGCUAAAACCAAACGGAUUUGCAGUUAAACUUAAUUUCUGUGUGAUAUUAUUAUGUAUGACCGAUAAAAUUAGCCAGAAUCCACCUAAUUUCUGAUUCUAACAUACCUGUUUAAUUUCGUGCCGUGCGAAAGUGCAGCAACUGAGUUUAAUACAAGUGCCAGUAUUUCUGUGAACAUUUAGUAAGUGAACAUGUUCAACCAACUGGGCACCACGACCAACAACCCCAACAAGGACCUGGAAGUGACGUCGCCGCCCGACGACACGGUGUCGGCGCUGGAGUUCUCGCCGCCGUCCGUGCCGCAGACCUUCCUCAUCGCGGGCAGCUGGGACUGCCGGGCAAGAUGCUGGGAAGUGGAGGCAUCAGGCAAGACUGUGCCAAAGGCAGCACAAGGCAUGGACGGACCAAUACUGGAUAUAGCAUGGCAUGAUGAUGGCUCAAAGGUGUUUAUGGCCUCCACAGACAAAACUGUGAAAUGCUGGGAUCUAGCUGCAAAUCAAACAAUGCAGGUGGCAGCACAUGACGCACCAGUGAAGACGUGCCAUUGGGUCAAGGCGCCCAACUAUACCUGUCUCAUGACAGCCUCUUGGGAUAAAACACUCAAGUUCUGGGAUACCCGAAGUUCAGUUCCUAUGAUGACUAUGAAUUUGUCAGAACGUUGCUAUUGUGCUGAUGUUGACUACCCGAUGGCGGUGGUGGGCACGGCCGACCGCGGCAUCUGCCUGUACACGCUGGAGGGCAAGCCGGCCGAGUUCAAGCGCGUGGAGUCGCCGCUCAAGCACCAGCACCGCUGCAUCGCCAUCUUCCGCGACAAGAAGACCAAGCAGCCCACCGGCUUCGCGCUGGGCAGCGUGGAGGGCCGCGUGGCCAUCCAGUACGUCAACCCCACCAACCCCAAGGAGAACUUCACCUUCAAGUGCCACCGGUCCACCGGCACCACCGGCGGCUAUCAGGACAUCUACGCCGUGAACGACAUCGCGUUCCACCCGGCGCACGGCACGCUGGCCACGGUGGGCUCGGACGGCUCGUUCUCGUUCUGGGACAAGGACGCGCGCACCAAGCUCAAGCCGUCGGAGCCGCUGGACCAGCCGCUCACCAAGUGCGCCUUCAACCACAACGGACAGAUCUUCGCCUACGCCGUCGGCUACGACUGGUCCAAGGGCCAUGAACACUUUAACCCAGCUAAGAAGAAUUACAUUUUCCUGCGGCCAUGUUUCGAGGACCUGAAGCCACGCUCUACAUGAAAUGUAUAUACCUAAUUUCAUUCCAUUCAUUUAUUUAGUUACAUAAUAUUUGGUUUUGUUAUUACACCACCUAAAACAUUUAAAUAGCCUUGAUGGCCAUGAUUCAAUGUUGUGUAUGAGUUUUCAUUCUGAAUGAUGUCUGGAAUCAAUUCUUUCCAGAUUUAUUUACUUUUUGUUAAGUGAAAUAAAUUGUAUAAGAAUGUGCUUUAUUUGAAAUAAGUUAAGAAUAAGAAUUGAAACAUACAAAAUAAUUGUACUUCCUUGUACUAAUUUUGCUUCCUAUAUUCACGAUUUGUAUAGUUUGU